Molecule: messenger RNA, 1962 nt
Organism: Harpegnathos saltator (Jerdon's jumping ant)
Lineage: Eukaryota; Metazoa; Arthropoda; Insecta; Hymenoptera; Formicidae
Product: Protein KBP-like protein
Exons: 3
Coding region: 102-1697 (531 amino acids)
Source: RefSeq, a predicted model, not a curated record
CAACGUAUCUGUGCCGCUCUGAUUGGUGGGUUAGUGACACACAGGAGAAGCUCUUCAUUAUUGUGAUUUCGUCAUUCGUCAAGUUGCUCCUUCCUAAAGAGAUGUCUGGCGAAAGCACGAAUGAACAAGAGUCCGCUACAUCCGCCGAGCCAGAGUCCGUGGAGAAAACGGAGCUGCUGGAAGACACUGCCGAGGACACCGAGUGUACGACGAUGCACGUGAGAGAGGAAUUCGUUGAAAUCUUAAUGUCAUCGAACACAGCUCGAGAUUCUACAAAGGGAAUCGAACCUACGAAGAAACAGACUAAAAUGAUCAAAUCGAUUGAGGGGAGGAUGAAUAAAUUGUUUCAGGAUAAGCUCAACUCGGAAGACGCGAAACCCGACGACGCUAUAGCUCUCGCACAAUCUUAUUUACAUAUUUCUCAGGUGUACAGUGAUGUUGUGUGGAAAGACACAUUGUCCGAAGCCUAUCUGUUACGAUCUUUAGGAUUAUUAGAGGGAAGGGAGACGACUCGUAAGGCCAUUCUGACGGCUAUGAAAGUGUGCAACUGUUUAGGCCGCAUUUACCUCGACUUAAGAAACCCUAAGAGAUCCCUGUCAUUUUAUGAGAGAGCAUUCCUGCUUUAUUGGACUUACACAAACAGAAAGGACUCGUACCCCGCUCCUGUCGAUAUUCUAUACGUGUUUGGCGUUGUCACGAAAGAGUUCCAAAGCGGUUAUUCACUGGACCGACAAUAUAUGUCAACUUUAUCCAGCUUGAUAAAUCUGCAUGCACAGAUGGACGAGGGAUUACACAAGCCGAUUAUUACAAUAUACGAACAUAUGUUAUUGCAAAAGCAAGUGCGACUAAUACCGUUGACUAUAGACCGUAUACAGUGGGCUCUAAAAGCGGCGGAAUUAGCCGAAUACCUUUCAACGCACAAACGAUUUACAGAAGCUAGAAAUCACUUGGGUAUUGCAUUUUACAUGCUGAAAAAAUUUUAUCGGGACGAGUAUGAGAAAAUCGAUGGAGUGAACUUCCCAGAGAUGAAAGCUUCUUUGUACAAACAAUAUAAUGACGCGGUUGUCCGUAUUAAUAUAUACAUGGCGCAAUAUGGACUCAUGCUUUUAUCUUCGUCGAAGGAACGACUGCUACGAUUUGGAAAGGAAGAUAAACGAUGCGAGACCAACUUUCUAACAACGGUCAAGCAAAAACUACCGGAGUCCUUAAUGUUUACCAGCACAAACAAUAUCCAAGAAGAAUUUAAUACUUGGAUUACAGAUGAAUAUCUUGUGAAUUACAACGACGCUAAAACCGUAUUUUUGAAUGUUCUGAGAUGUUUUCAUGAGGUAUCGGCUUACGACAGUGUUAUAUCCAAUCCAAACACGCGCGUACGGAUCCUGCAAGAAAUGUCCCAAGCAUGCAGAUAUUUAGCAUAUUAUGAGCAAAAUGAAGAUAAGCAGAUUGCACUGCAUUCAUGGCGAUUGGACAUUUUGAAGAAAGCCACAAACAUGUUGAGUACGUGCAACAAGCAAAACAAGCAAGACAAGUUUAUUUGGCUCGAACUAGCAACUACUCAUAUAACUAUAUUGGAUGCACAUUUGGAUAAUUUAUAUAUCGGACAUCAGAAAUUACAAUCAAACCUCCCAGUAAAUAUUGCGAAUCGUGUACGGCAUGCUUUAACCUCUUUUCAAUCAUAUUUAAAUACAGAUCGGUAAUUUUGGACAUUUCAUGGACUGCAGACGAAUAAAUUGUAUAAUAGGAAUAUAAUCAUGUUCCACAUAUAGCUUGCGCACACGGUAAAGAUGUGCACAAAAUAUUGUCAGUUAUUGUAGCACUCGUAUUCCUAAAUCAUGCAAAUUUAUUCAUUCCCUUUAUUGUGAGAUAUAUAUAAAGCACAACAAGUACGUACCACGUACACGUCACAUAAGAGGCGUCAUGUACACACAUGCACACACAUACACACACAUAUAUAUAUAUAUA